AUGACACCGGAACCAUACAGGAAUGGCAAGAUCAAGAGUCAUGAGAUAGUAAGAGUUCAAAAUGUGAUCGUGGUAUACAUUCUAGUUAUAUCUAUCAAGCCGAAGGUUGCCAAGGGAAACUGUUACCCACUUUUCGUACCACCCCUAAUUCAGACCACCUUUUUAUACCAAGAAUGA
This is a messenger RNA of Sclerotinia sclerotiorum 1980 UF-70, 177 nucleotides long. RefSeq lists its product with no specific name. The record is from RefSeq and is a predicted model, not a curated record. NCBI's taxonomy places the organism in Eukaryota, Fungi, Ascomycota, Leotiomycetes, Helotiales, Sclerotiniaceae. The transcript is spliced from 2 exons. Bases 1 to 177 code for a protein of 58 amino acids.